This is a messenger RNA of Dinoponera quadriceps, 996 nucleotides long. RefSeq names its product histidine-rich glycoprotein-like. The transcript has a single exon. The coding region runs from base 1 to 996 and encodes 331 amino acids. Lineage: Eukaryota; Metazoa; Arthropoda; Insecta; Hymenoptera; Formicidae. The record is from RefSeq and is a predicted model, not a curated record.
AUGGCUCAGCACGUAGGACCAUGGUUGCUCGUGGGUAUGGCCGUGAUGGUCGUCGCAAUGUCUUCGGCCCGGGAGGUCCCAAGUUUGACAGGAGAUUUGGAAGUAGCUGGCUCUGAUCAUCAUGGUCAUCAUCAUGGUCAUCAUGAUGGUGGUCAUCACCAUGGUCAUCACGAUGGUGGUCAUCACCAUGGUCAUCACGAUGGUGGUCAUCACCAUGGUCAUCAUCAUGAGGAGGGUGGAGGUCACGAGCAUCAUUCUCAUCACCAUGAAGAACACGGUGAAAAGGGUGAUAAGGGUCACAAAGGUCACCAUCACCAUGAGAAGGGUGAACACGGCCACCACGGCAAGGAGCAUCACGAAGGUCAUCAUCAUGAGCAUGGCGGGCACAAGAAGGGUCAUCAUGAUGAGCACGAUGAGCACGGCAGCCAUCAUGAACACGAACACGGCCAUAAGGAGUCUAAGUUCGGCCACGGCAAGGGCCAUAAGAAGGGCGAGAAAACCCACGGUUAUCAUCACAAAGCCCACAAGGAUGAAUACCACAAGGAGCAUAAGUUCUAUGAUGAUUAUCACAAAGGUGGUCAUCACGAGAAACACGGCGACCAUCACGAACAUCAUCAUGGUAAAGAAGGCCAUCACAAGAAGGGUGGACAUCAUCAUUCCGGUCACCAUGAGGAACAUCACGGUAAGAAGGGCCAUCACGACAAAGGACAUUACGAUGAGGAUCACCACGGCCAUCACCGCAAACACGGUCACGAGGAACAUCAUCAUCAUCACGAAGAUUAUGGCAAGAAGCACGAGCACCAUGGCGGCAAGAAGCACGGAUUUUCGAGCGGUCAUGGCGGUCAUGGCGGUCAUGGCGGUCAUGGCGGUCAUCAUGGGCAUGGUGGUCAUCAUGGUCAUGAUGGUCAUCAUGGUCAUCAUGGUCAUCAUGGUCAUGAUGGUCAUCAUGGUCAUGAUGGUCAUCAUGGUCACCAUGGCCAUCACCAUCAUCAUUAA